GGCCACAAGACCAGAGUUGGAAAAUGUACCAUCGUACUGUACGGAUCGUCAAUAUACGAAAGAACCGUCAAAACGCACACACUUCACAACAAGCUCCAUGGCUAUCCUCUCCACGUGCUUCGUCAAUCAAUUAUGGACGAUGUCUGGUCGAAGCCGGCGUACAUACUUUCGCUCUUGUUACGAGAAUUGGCCAAACCUCAAGAAGAACGACUUGAGUGGCUUCUUUGGGUUGAUGCUGACACCAUAAUGUUGAAUCCGUAUGUGUCGUUGGAAAUAUUCCUGCCUCCUUCGCCCCAGUUCGAUGAUAUCCAUUUGCUGGUGACAAACGACUGGAACGGACUCAACAACGGCGUCUUUCCCAUUCGAGUCAACCAAUGGGCUGUUGAACUCCUCUCCGCAAUUAUUUCAUCGAGAUAUUACAAGCCAGACCAGGAUUUGACGUUCCGAGACCAAAGUGCCAUGGACGCCCUUUUGAAAGACAAAAAGUUUGCAGCACAUACAGUCGAAGCUCCUCAGAGAUGGUUCAAUGCUUAUCAGGGGGAGCAUAACGAGACCUUAGCGCCCUACCAAGUUCGCCGAGGCGACUUCUUGGUCCACUUUGCUGGCGUGAUCAAUCGAGACGAGCGAAUUCUGUUCUGGCUCGAUCGUGCCGAGCAACAUCUACCAGACUGGGAGAUGGAAGUACAGCAUACCUCGUAUCCGGCCGAGGUCAAAGAUUUCUGG
This is a messenger RNA of Aureobasidium pullulans EXF-150, 723 nucleotides long. RefSeq lists its product as uncharacterized. The annotation marks the transcript as partial. Lineage: Eukaryota; Fungi; Ascomycota; Dothideomycetes; Dothideales; Saccotheciaceae. The transcript has a single exon. The record is from RefSeq and is a predicted model, not a curated record. Gene Ontology annotation, molecular function: glycosyltransferase activity. Gene Ontology annotation, biological process: protein N-linked glycosylation. Gene Ontology annotation, cellular component: Golgi membrane.